AUGGCCAAUACUUCUAUCUUUUCAAAAUCGCAUGGAGAAGAUUCAAGUGUUCGGGAAACGAAUUUCGUCGCUUGUUUUAGCCAUUCAAAUGUGGCUGAUGCUGAUCACGUGAAGUUGGAAGAGCAUGUAAAUCGGCAGGGAUGCAAAAUCUUCACCAUGGUUGAUCCGGUAAGCAAUUUUAAUUGUUUCUUUGAAUUUUAGGUUUUAAUUUUGAUCCUCAUGGAGAAUAUCGGCUGAUUCUUGCAAAAUAAAUUUGAUCUUUUGACGAAUUUGUAUUUUCGACCUUGCCGAAGAUGUAUGCAUGGUUAUUGUAUGAGAUUUAUUUCGAUUUUUUGGUCAAAACGACGUUUUUCGAUGGAUUUUAUAUUAUACUUGGAGCCUUUUCGAAAAAAAUUCAUCUUUUUUGUUUUCAGUCCGAUAACCCGGUAAAAAUCGUUGGAACAGAAGAAGGAGAGGAUCAGAAUUACGAAUAUGUGUUGGCAUUUCACAACAGAGCCACAAAGGAGGUUGAAGUUCGACCAGUUUCUGUAUUGCACUUCCAGCCAAAACAAAAUGUUACAGAAGAGUUUUUGAAAGGCAAAAAGUAAGAUAUUUACGAUUCGUUAUAUGUAUAAUGUUUUCUAAAUCAAUUUCAUUUUUUUGAAGAGCGUAAUUGCCUUGAUUUUUAGGAAACGAGUUAAAGUUGACUUGAAUCGGGAUCGAAACACAGUGGAUAAGAGUAAUUGGAGGGAAAAGGCCAAUGAUCUGGUGAUGGAGUUCGGAAAUGCUAAGAGGAGGAAGAUUCUUGAAGCUUCGUUGAGGAGAAAGGUCAACGACGAUACUUUGGAGUCACUGGGGACAUCAAUGUUGGAUGUCUCUAAAGCUGACAUGAGCUUGGUGCGGGAUGAUGGGGAUGGAAAAUCAACUUUGAAUUUGUCCAUGUUGUCUACGGUAUGUCUUAUUUUUUAUUUUCUGCCAGUUUAGACAAUGUUUGUUAAAAAUUUAUAUUGCUUUAGGUUGAUGUCUAAAAUAAUAUAAUUUUUUUAGCCAGAAUCCAUGGUCUUACCAACAAUGAAUCGUGAUGCCAAGAAGCCUGCAGAGGUUUACAGUCUAGAUCAGUUCGUGAAACCCGAUGAUUUUCUUACUUUAGGCCCAUCGGCCGCUGAAUAUUUGGGCGAGAAUGACACAUUGGAGAAGCUGCUUGACAAUGGUAACUCAAAUUUUUUUGGUAUCAUUUGUGUUUUUAGGGAUAUCCCAGUUUGUGGCUCAAAGCGUUCUGACAAAUAUCCGCGCUGACAAAAAGGUUUUCAUCACGGCCAUGAAGAUUAUCACUUGGAGUCGGAUGUAUAGGGUAAGAUAAGAUAUAAUUUGGAUUAUUUUAAACAUCUAGAUGUGUCUGCAGGGUAUGAUACAGAUAUUCAAGAUUAAUGGGAUCUAAUUUAGUCUCUAGAUUUUAGUUUAUAAUAGUUUUUUUUUUUUUGAUUUCAAUAUCAAGUACAAUAUAAUAUUAUUUAUGUUCCAGAAGCUCGCCGAGAAAGGCAACAGAGGAAGACUGAAUACCGAGGGAAUUGUCCUUCCUCCCCCUUAUAUUACCGACUUUGUGGCCGACUUUACUGAAGGCCAAGUGGGUCGACAAGCCGGGGUUUACAAGGUCUCACCGAUCCUCAAACACAAGCUCGCCGCACAUUUAAUUUGCCUUCUAUUAUUGUUCUCCGAAGAGUAUGUCCUGCCAUUGGGCCCAUUGAGAACCGAGAUUGGGAUAUCGGAAGUGGAAUCGAAGAAGAUGUGCGAAUCUUUGGGAUGCUUGAUUUCUCCAGCCACAGUCGAAGAAAUGACGAAAUACAGAACGACGAAGAUGGCGAGGUUGAUUGGACCAGGCGCUAACGGACAGGCAAAUGGAUUGAGGAAGAGAAGAGGGCGUUAG
Molecule: messenger RNA, 1903 nt
Organism: Bursaphelenchus xylophilus (pine wood nematode)
Lineage: Eukaryota; Metazoa; Nematoda; Chromadorea; Rhabditida; Aphelenchoididae
Source: the annotation of a GenBank genome assembly